AGCGGAAGCAGUCUCCGCGUCGUUGGUCUAUAAAUUUUCUUCCGUCGGGUAAGAAAGUCUCAAGACAUGUGAAUGGCGGAUUCCGUACCGUCUCCUUACCCCGACCCCGGCAAUCUCCGACGAAUCCCAGUCGACCUCUUCGCCUCCAAGAACUUCUCCAGCCACUCCGCCGGCGAUCUCGCAUUCGCCGAUUCCUCCGGCAAUCUCCUCUUCUUUGUCCGCAAGUCUUCUUCCUCCCUGAAAUCUGUCUUCGAUUCCUCCGGAGUUCUUCUUUUCUCGAUCACUCGCCCCCAUAGUGGAAAGUGGGAAGUGCAUAAAGGAGACUUAGAGAAACAGGAGUUGGUUUUAACAGCCAAGCGGGCAUCAAACAGAUUCAGCAAGGUUGAAUUAGAGGUGUCCUUUGCAGGACAAGGUUCCACAGAGCCGCGGCAUCUGGUCAUCAAAGGUUGCCCCUUUCAGAAAUCCUGUACCAUUUACAGUCAAGAUUCCAUCGUCGCACAGACGAGUCUGAUGUACAAGCUGAAGCAGAUAUACGUGGGACGAAGCAAAUUCCGGCUAACGAUAUUUCCGGGAUCUGUGGAUCAUCCUCUGGUCGUAGCUCUGGUUGCUGUCUUCCUUGAUGGCAGAAAAUGAUAACAUCUUUUGCCUUGGUCAAGCCUAAUCCGAUUGUUUCAGAUGUUGUAAGUAAUGAUUGAAAAAGAUCCUUGUGACAUGGAAAUUUGCAGAUUACGGCGGAUAUUAUAUCAUAUCCUACGAUUAUUUUUUCGUCAGAGUUUUGUAUGGUCGAACAGGAGACAAGAACUGGUGGAAGGCCAAUUCUCUCUGUCUGAACCAGUCCGAAUCAGAAAAGUAACCCAUUCUGUGGUUAACGGUUUGAGGGCUACGGUCGGUGGAUUAGAUUGGCAUCUUCAGAUUUCUCUUAACCAAUCCAAACCACCGGUUUUUUCGAAUGUCUAUCUGGUCUAUUUUCUGUAAAAUCGACCGGUUUGGUUCGGUUGACGGCUUGAUAAGAGGCUUCGAGCAAAAGAGUCGGUACACCGGAACCGGGCUGACGUGGUUUUAACGUUGAAACAAACAAUUGAUCCCUCCAAGAAAAAGGAAAAGGAAAGAAAGUAUACACCUUGAUCCAUAUGCUAUCGUCUUCUUCGUCUUGCAACUCUCUCUCUCAAGUUCUUGUAUUUCGUAUGACCCUUUUCGUUGCGGCGGCAGACAGCCACCUCAUUUUUCGAUAUCCGAGCCUGAGCUUAUUUAUAAUCCUCUUGUGCUCGGCUCCUCCCAGGUAUCUCUCUAUACCAAAAAUGUAGAAUCUUUUCUGGGUUUCAAGUCAAUUUCUUUCUCUUGUCACGCCAUUGCAGCAGAGGUUAUUUCCUACACUUGCGUGAUUUCAGCAACUUUUUCCAUGAAUUUUGGAAUGAUUUGAACUGAACAGUAAUCAAGAUCUAGUCUUUCUAUCAGCACGGCAUGAGGUAAGGGCUUUUGGCUUGUAAAUGUGUUUGAGCUUGAUCAAAUUUUCAAGAUUCCUCCUUGUGUUUACCCGAAUUUUGGAUUUUUCUUCUUGCGGAAUAUGCCUGAUGAUGAGUUGAAUAUAUGCAGGUUCUGACGUCUCCAACGACAGGGUUUUCCCCUAAACAGCGUCUGAAUCGGGCAAACAAUCACACAUCGGCUGCUUCACAGCCGAAACCCACAAACUCAUCCGUUUUGCAAUCAAAUUCUAGCCUUGAAGAUCAUACUUGGAUCCGGAAAUGCAUCUGUGCCAAGCGUUUCUCGUAAGAAAGGCCGGAAAAGACGAGAGAAAAAGACAAACCAAAUUCCGAGGCGCUCAGACAGAAUUUCAAAGAACAAGGCCUUGCCUUCUCCCCCUGGCGCUCGUAAUCAUCCUAAGCCCGUGGGCAUCGUGUCGUGAGAUCAUCCACCAGAGAAUUCAGGAGUAAAACGUAACUGACUGAGAAAAUUCAUCAGCAAAUCAUAUAAUCUCUCUCGGACGUGUAAAGAAUGCCGUAUAGCAGGGAAGGAGAUGCUGAAGUUAAGGAGAGGGGUAAUGGUGCAAAGAUUAUAUGAGAGUGUAUGACGUUCCAACAAAAUGAUGGAUAAUGGUGAAAAGAUAUAUGGUUUAAGA
This is a messenger RNA of Tarenaya hassleriana, 2116 nucleotides long. RefSeq names its product protein LURP-one-related 7. Lineage: Eukaryota; Viridiplantae; Streptophyta; Magnoliopsida; Brassicales; Cleomaceae. The transcript is spliced from 4 exons. Bases 73 to 633 code for a protein of 186 amino acids. The record is from RefSeq and is a predicted model, not a curated record.